Molecule: messenger RNA, 1617 nt
Organism: Magnolia sinica
Lineage: Eukaryota; Viridiplantae; Streptophyta; Magnoliopsida; Magnoliales; Magnoliaceae
Product: GTPase-activating protein gyp1-like
Exons: 10
Coding region: 236-1375 (379 amino acids)
Biological process (GO): activation of GTPase activity
Molecular function (GO): GTPase activator activity
Source: RefSeq, a predicted model, not a curated record
GUUUUCCUGGUAAAGUUUUGUUAACCGAGAGAUCAGAGCCUUUCAAUGAAUCCUGUCCGCACAUAUCCUCUCCAGAUAUUGAAAUGUGUUAUUCUGAGAAUGAUCUCGGGCCAGCACAUGUGGACUGUUAUGCUGAGUUUCUAAGUGCAUAUGCAUCAUCCAUCACACUUUGGAAGAAUAUCAAAGUUAUUAUCGAGGGUGAUACAGAAGAGCCAGGCAUGAUCUUUGAGGGAGCAUGGAAGUCGACGUGCACCUAUUUGUGGGCUCCUAUUCAGGAGGGAUUCAAAGUACUCACAACAUUGCAUCCAAUUCAAAUUUUCAUAAGUUAAAAUCGCCAGUUACAAAUAGUGAGAGAACUUUCAGAGAUGUGCAACUGUCAGGGGCUCGUGCUACAGAUUCUGCAAGGGUUAGAAGGUUCACAAAGGAAUUGUCGGGAUCAACUAUCAUAUUAGAUACUUUGCGUGGGUUAGCUUGGAGCGGCAUACCACCCUACAUGCGUCCUGAUGUGUGGCGGAUCCUUUUGGGAUAUGCACCACCUAAUUCAGAUAGAAGGGAGGCGGUUCUGAAGAGGAAACGACUCGAGUAUGUAGAAUGCAUUUCACAAUGUUAUGAUAUUCCUGAUACAGAACGUUCGGAUGAUGAGAUCAACAUGCUUCGCCAGAUUUCUGUUGAUUGUCCGAGGACUGUGCCUGAAGUCACUUUCUUUCAGCAUGAGGAAGUUCAGAAAUCCUUGGAGAGAAUCCUUUAUACAUGGGCCAUUCGUCACCCAGCAAGUGGAUAUGUUCAGGGAAUAAACGAUCUUGUCACUCCGUUUUUAAUUGUUUUCUUGUCAGAACACCUAGAAGACAACAUGGAUAAUUGGCUGAUUUCGGAUCUAUCCCCAUCAAUAAUUUCUAAUAUUGAAGCCGAUUGCUAUUGGUGUUUAUCGAACUUGCUUGAAGGCAUGCAAGAUCAUUACACAUUUGCCCAACCAGGAAUCCAGCGCCUUGUUUUCAAACUGAAGGAAUUGGUCCGAAGGAUAGAUGAACCUGUUUCAAAACACAUGGAUGAGGAAGGGCUGGAGUUUCUUCAGUUUGCUUUUCGCUGGUUCAACUGUCUUCUAAUUCGCGAGAUCCCUUUCCAUCUCGUUACGCGUUUAUGGGAUACAUACCUUGCACAAGGAGAGUCACUGCCUGAAUUUCUUGUGUACAUAUCUGCCAGCUUUCUUUUGACAUGGUCAGACGAGCUCCUAAAGCUUGAGUUCCAGGAGAUGGUCAUGUUCCUCCAGCACCUCCCUACAGUGGACUGGACCCACCAGGAACUGGAGAUGGUCCUUUCUAGAGCGUACGUGUGGCACACCAUGUUCGGAAGCUCUCCAAACCACUUAGCCUGCUAAAGAUCAGAUCCGUUAAAGAUCCCUGGUAAGUGGUAACCCAAUUGUUUUUUUAUUUAAUUUAUUUUUUCUUUGAAUUUGAAAUUAUUUUCUGUUCUUUGUUUCCAUGUCAAGCCAACCACUGUUUUUUUCUUCAUUGUAUUGUUGUUUGUAUUUGUAUGUUCCAAAACUCCGUUUGUAACACAUCCUAUUCUUUUUAGCAAUGUAUUCAUUUGUUAAAGGAAAAAGAAAAUGCAAUUACAAUA